CGAUGGCAUCGCAGCAAGUUCACAUCCACGGUUACAGUGGCUGGAAUAGUGUAGGCUGGAAUAGCCUACAGUAGGCUGGAAUAGCCACCGUGGUACAGUGGCUAUUCUAGCCACUGACCACGGUGUUCACAUCCAUCCUUCCUCCAUGUUCACAUCGAACACGGAGGAAGGAAAGGUCCUUCCUCCGUGACAUCGAAGCUUGUGAGCGAGCUUGAGUGCGUGUUCAUUAGGUGAUCUGUAUUCAUCGAGCAGGGAGAAAUGAAGACAGUGGUGCGUCGUGAAAUAUUUUAUUUCCCACACAUGCAAUCACCGAGAAUUUGUGUGCGAGUGAUAUCGUCAGCGAAAGGGGGACUCUGAAAGUGACACCGGCGAGCUACCAGUCUUCAGCGACACCAGCUGCUUGGAAGAAAAAGUGCGAUUGGAAACUAUUUUCAUUCACCAAGUGUACGUGAGGUGCUGGCACCAGUCCAGAAAUGGCUUCCUCCAACCACAUCGUGGACGAUUUUGAGAACUCUUUUCAGGCAUGUCUGGCUGCAGUCACAAAUCCAGAUUACUUCUAUGUUCGUGACUCAGAAGAAGUAAAAACAGGAGUAGAGCAGACCAUACAGCGGUUCCUGGAUGCUGCUAAACAGAUGGAAAGUUUCUUCCUUCAGAAGAGGCUUGUACUGUCGGCUCAGAAGUCAGAGCAGAUGGUCAUGGAGGAUAACACAGAGCUCAAGAAUGAGCUGGCCCGCAAAGAACAGCUGCUGCAGAAAUACAAUGAGAAAAUUCACUAUUGGCAAAGCCUACUGAAUGACACAGCUAACGCAACAGGACAGCAGCCACAGCCACUGCCACAAGCACCACAGGGAGGCGGAGCACAGCAAGGCAUGCCUUCACAGAACCAGCAGUCUAUGCCUAUGGGCGGGGCAGCGCAAGGCCUGCCAGGUCCACUAGCCUACUUGGAGCGGACCACAUCCAACAUUGGCAUGCCUGAUCCCAGGAGAUGAAGGCUGGUGGUACACCGAAGGGACUGAAGCCAGAAGCUAGGAGGGGAAGGAACAUCCGCGCAUGCGCCUGCGGCGGGAAGAAUGGUGGCAACGCCUGACACGCCGGCUCGAGCGGCGCCAGCCCGCCUUGCGCACACUCGCACGCACGAAUGAGCGCUCUUUCUCGUCUCACAAUCACCGAGGCUUCAAGCGCCGCCGCCGUUUUGCGCUUCGUCGUCAGUGAGGCAACCGCAUGGGACGAUGGUCGAGCUAAAAUGACAAAAUUCAGGGCAAAAUUUCUAGGUUGUUGAUGGCAAAAAUUUUUUAUAUAAGGGUUGUCUCUCGCUGCCGAUUAAUAGAUGUCACAAAUACAUCUGCAUCUAUGGAGUAACGGCGGGGAAUAAGAAAAAAAUCGUAAUAUCGAUGAAUUUGUUGUAUACAAAUUUGUUAUAGGCAGGUUUAACUGUUUAAUAAAAUUCAAGCCAGUUAUAGCCAAUUGCUAAAGCCAUUUAAAACAAUAUUCAUGUGCCAUAAAGAUUACAUUUUUAUAAUUGGGUUGUGUGGAAAAAAGCUAUAAAGCUGUUGGGGGACACUGGCAGAGCUGCUGGUACUGUACUUUACCAGUGCCCCUCCACAAUUCUUCCUCGACUGCAGAUUAUGUUAGCUCGUUUAAAACUAAAAAAAGGCGACCUUACCUAAUGCAUUACGUCGGACGCACAGCUUUAUUAAGUGAAGAACAUAUCUAAAAUAAAGCUCUAAGCAGAUGAUUGCAUUCUCUGUCAAUUCCAUUGACGAUCAUUACCAUCCUGCACAAUCACUCAUGUCUUUUAGCAACUGGCGUGACAUGAGGUAAAUGAACGUUCACCGCAUUUAAACAGUUGCGACAUCUUUUAUCAAUUGGCGCAACCCCUUAUGACUAUUCUCUACAAAUAUUUAGGAGCAAUUCAAACAGAACAUUUCUCAUAGACUCGCCGUAUUGAUUAUUUAUGCAGUAAUGCGCUAAAAAAUUAAGUCAUUUGUAGAGCACUUUACCUAACACCCCUUGAGCAAAUGGUACUGAACUGCUUUUAUAUAAAGCACUCAUUCGCCCCAUUCUUGAAUACGCAUCCGCAGUCUAGUUCCCUUACAAACGUCGCAAAAUAAGCUUUCUAGGUAACAUUCAGCGAAAAUCUAUCCGUUUUACUUUUCAUAGCUAUGUAUAGCCCCAAAUUCUCCUCGACCUCAGUCUUUCAAUCAUUAAUUCCAUUACAACUCUUGUGAUACCAAAAUGAAGCUUUAACAUUUUUAUACAGAAUCAUUAACUCCUUCUCCGGCCUUUCUGAUGAUAACUUCAUCACAUUUACUGAUGAAAGUUGUACUCGUAGUUGCCAGGCUUUGAACAUCAUAACACCUUUCUUGUGUACUAGAACUGUGGAACGCCCUGCCUGGCAAUAUUCGCUCCUCAUCACUAAAAGACUUCAUAGUAGCUGUCAAUGAACAUUUUACUAACGUGUAAUCACCUUAAUUUUCACUUUUACUAUGUUGCGUGUGUACUCGCAUCACCGUUUGUAUUCUUUGUUUGAAUUUUUUUUCUGCUGCAUGGAAUUAUAUAAUGUCCCACUCCUGCUACAGCUCUGAAUAGGGCUGCAGUAUGUAUAGAUAAAAAAAAUAAAACCCUCAAGUUUUCAUGUGC
This is a messenger RNA of Rhipicephalus microplus (southern cattle tick), 2640 nucleotides long. Its product is annotated as mediator complex subunit 28. Lineage: Eukaryota; Metazoa; Arthropoda; Arachnida; Ixodida; Ixodidae. The record is from RefSeq and is a predicted model, not a curated record. Gene Ontology annotation, cellular component: mediator complex.